Molecule: messenger RNA, 499 nt
Organism: Trichobilharzia regenti
Lineage: Eukaryota; Metazoa; Platyhelminthes; Trematoda; Strigeidida; Schistosomatidae
Source: the annotation of a GenBank genome assembly
GGAUAAUCAGUGUCUAUAGAGAGUCUUUUAACACCUUGAUUUCGUGUUUCGACGUCUGGAUAUGAAAUUUUAGGUAGUUGAAAACUGCAUCAUGUCUUCUGUGUUAUAAUAGGUCUUCGGCGGUACUACUAAUUCUUGCGCUACUCCGGGCUGCGUGAGUAUGGUGACGAUACGGAAAUAUCCCGUGUGUGUUGGUAGAGAGAAGGGAUUGAAGAAGACUAAGAAUGUUCGACCAAAAAAGCCAUCAAACAGGAGAGGACGUAUAUCAAAACAAGCUAAGUUCGCACGGAGUCUGAUCCGUGAAGUUGUUGGUUUCGCACCUUUUGAAAAGAGAAUGCUUGAAUUGCUGAAGAACGAUAAGGAAAAGAGAGCUCUAAAGUUUGCCAAGCGACGAAUUGGAGGUCACAGAAGAGCCAAGAGAAAAAGGGAAGAAAUGAUGUGCAUUGUUAAGUCAGUGAGAAUGAAAUAAAUUGGAAAUAUACGUCUAAAUUCGAUCCAA